AUGUUUCCCUCUUUUUUUACUGCAGGCAUCUUCACCGCCCCCCUGAAAGGUCUCUACUACAUUCGGAUGACCGGCAGUGUCGGAAACUCCGGGUCCGUGGACAUUUCACUGAGGAAGAACGGUCGGAGUAUGUUUGGCAUCUACAACACCAAUGAAAAGUACAGCAGCAGCUCCAACGGCAUGACAAUGGUCCUGGAGGCCGGUGACCAGCUGUGGGUCACCCUCUGGAGCGGAAACAGCAUCUUCGACCAGGGUCAACUCAGCACCUUCAGCGGCUUCCUCAUCUGCCCCAUGUAGGAGGAGCCUGACUCACCUGCACCUGCUGUGGAGGAGGUGGAGGAAGUCUAGAUCUAGAUCACUACCGGAAAAUAUAC
Seriola dumerili (greater amberjack) is the source of this 374-nucleotide messenger RNA. Its product is annotated as complement C1q tumor necrosis factor-related protein 3-like. Gene Ontology annotation, molecular function: protein binding. The record is from RefSeq and is a predicted model, not a curated record. The transcript has a single exon. Lineage: Eukaryota; Metazoa; Chordata; Actinopteri; Carangiformes; Carangidae. The coding region runs from base 1 to 297 and encodes 98 amino acids.